AGUAAGUAGGAUGGUGCGGUGGAAUCAAACUAUGUUUCUAUUACAAGAAUAUCCAUAUUCCUUUCGAAGUAGUUUAAAUGAAAAAAUAGUUUUAUAUAUGAAAUCAAAGUGACAUUCUAAGGCCAACAAUACUGUUGUUUGGAUUUGAUUUUAAUUCUCGUCAUAGAUAUAAAUAAACAUGUACCAAUGGUGAUCUUAUUGGAGGAAAUAAGAUGUCAAAAUUAUUUGCUUAACAUCCACAUGUCUCAUUGUGUACAUGAGAUGUUGUUAAGUAAAUAAAUUCCCAAGUGUUCACUCAAAUUAUCUGACAUGAACAAGAUACUGUUAUUUCCCUGAAAACAAUGAGAUAAAACGCAAGUGUGUUCAGUGACAUACAUUGAAAUGUGACCAUGGAAUUUUGCAUUAUUGGAUUCAAAAACUUUUUGAUAUUUGUGUUAAUUUUAAUGCUGCCGUGCGCAGCGUGCUCAAAUAUUGACUGCAAUGGGAAAGCUUUUCACUGCGUGAAUUCGACACAUUUCAAGAUAUGCGUUGAUUUUGGCGGAGGAAUAUCGACGACUGUGGACGAAUAUUUAAUUCCGUGUCCACAAGAUACAGUGUGUAAAUCAUAUAACCUAUAUGAAUGUGAGUAUGAGAAAACGACCACUUCUUCUACAGUGACAGUGCAAAGUGAAGUAACGAACGAACUGUUUGAAAGUAUUGGUGUGUCCUCUGGGGAAUAUUCGGAUGUAACAACAGUAUUUCCUACAAAUCAGGAGCCAGGUAGAAAAUUGUCAAAAAAUUACGAAAACACAGACAGCACCUCUGCGAGACCUAUAUCUACUUUACCAAGUCAUUAUGUACUAAAUAAAGUGACUGUCGCUAAUUUAAGUACUUUAAAUUCUAGUAAUACUCUUCAGAGUUCUCGGGAGUUAUUAAAUCCUGAAAAAAAUAUUGUUUUGCCAAAAAAUAUUAAAAUUUUGCCACCAAAUAUAAUUCAAUCAGUGACCGAAAAUUAUAAUGAUACGAGUAAUAGUACUGAGACUCCACUAUCUUAUUCGACCUUACUAGAUAGAGUUUCAAAUGAUAACUUAAUAAAUAAAAAUUCAACAUCACUACCACAACAACCGGCUACUUCAAGUGUUUCACCAGAUCUUAAUGAUAGUCUGAAUCAAGACUUGAAUAACUUGAAAAGUACUGACUUAAAUACCGUGUCCAAGUUUCUACUUCAAAACAGUAAUCAAGACACAACUCACAUAUUGGACGAUAAUAACUUGCCAAAUAGAGUUACUGUUCCUAAUGACCUUGAUUCGGCGACAACAUAUAAUUAUUCUCGAUACAAUAAAUCAGAUUUUAUUACAAAUAGUUACCAUUUAGAAUUUUCUACGAUUGGACCUCCAUUAAUUAGUAGGUCUGUCAAUGUUAGCUCAGAACUAAAUUCAUUAUUUAUAACAACAACUGAAACCUACGACACAGCUGAAACUAAAUUACAAAUAAAUUUAAAUAAGGCUAAAGAUAAGCAAGCUCUUCAGAAGAUAAAAGACAAAACCUUUCCUCCAAGGCCUAUUGAAGACACAAAUGAUCAGUUUCCUUCAACUAUAUAUAGUAGUAAUACAGAAGUUGAUAUUGAAAAAGGAAAAUAUAUUUAUCCCAAUUUAGAGAAUAAUGAAUUAUUCAAAUUCAAUGACAGCCAUAUUAUAAUAUCAACACCUAGUUUACCAACGACGUCUGGGAAUGUAAAUAAUAUAACUAGUCAAAGAAUUAUUGUUUUAGAUAACGGUGUAGAUAGUAAUACGAAAAUUGAUUUGUUCUUAGAUAAACAAAACUUCACACACAUUGAUAUAGAACAAACACCUGACAAGGAUACAUUAAAUUUAAAAAAAUCUUUGAAUUCUUUAGCACCUUUAGCUUUUUUAAAUGAUACAAAACAUACAACUUCAGCGCAAACCCAUUUCCCUGAUGACAAAGUAAUGUCGCCUACAGAAGGUGUAACUUUAAGUACAGAAGCGAAUAACGAAUCUCGGACUUUGGUGUUGAAAGACUGGGAAGACUUUUACAAAACCAAAAGAUUAGGUGGUGCUCUGACAUCGUCGUUGUUCCCAAAUACUACUACAGUUACAACCGAGACAAUAUCAUAUCAGACCACCAAAGAUGAAAUUUCUAUUACUACUUUGGAUUACUUAGCUAAAGAAACAACUCCAAAAUUUGAAUCCUCUUCUGAGCCUACAUUGAUUUUGAAUACAACAACAACAACAUUUGAUAAAGCUGACUUAUUUGCAACGAUAGAGGUUAAAAAAGCAGCACCUGAGACAAAACUAGAUGUGACCAACGAAAUACGACCGAUUAUUUUGGGUGAUCCAAACGUAUUAUUACAAGAAAACACUUCAAAAAGCUUGUCUAACCUGACUACAGAAUCUGUACCUUAUAAGAAAAUUGAACUUGGAAAUCAUACUUCUACGAAAAUACAUACAACGCCGGCUGCGACAACAGUAGAUGUGACCAACGAAAUACGAUCGGUUGUUUUAAGUGAUUCAGACUUAUUAUUCAAAGAAAACACUUCAAAAAGCUUGAUUAAUGUGACUACAGAAUCGAUACCUUACAAUAAAAUGAAAGUUGAAAAUCGUACUUCGACGGAGAUACAUACAACGCCGGCUUCGACAACAGUAGAUGUGAUCAACGAAAUACGACCAGUUGUGUUAAGUGAUUCAGACGUAUUAUUCAAAGAAAACACUUCAAAAAGCUUGUCUAACCUGAGUACUGAAUCUAUACCUUAUAAUAAAAUGAAAGUUGAAAAUCGUACCUCUACGGAGAUACAUACAACGCCAGCUGCAACAACAGUAGAUGUGAUCAACGAAAUACGACCGGUUGUUUUAAGUGAUUCAGACUUAUUAUUCAAAGAAAACACUUCAAAAAGCUUGAUUAAUGUGACUACAGAAUCGAUACCUUAUAAUAAAAUGAAAGUUGAAAAUCGUACUUCGACGGAGAUACAUACAACGCCGGCUGCGACAACAGUAGAUGUGACCAACGAAAUACGAUCGGUUGUUUUAAGUGAUUCAGACGUAUUAUUCAAAGAAAACACUUCAAAAAGCUUGUCUAACCUGAGUACUGAAUCUAUACCUUAUAAUAAAAUGAAAGUUGAAAAUCGUACCUCUACGGAGAUACAUACAACGCCGGCUUCGACAACAGUAGAUGUGAUCAACGAAAUACGACCAGUUGUUUUAAGUGAUUCAGACGUAUUAUUCAAAGAAAACACUUCAAAAAGCUUGAUUAAUGUGACUACAGAAUCGAUACCUUAUAAUAAAAUGAAAGUUGAAAAUCGUACUUCUACGGAGAUACAUACAACGCCGGCUUCGACAACAGUAGAUGUGAUCAACGAAAUACGACCAGUUGUUUUAAGUGAUUCAGACGUAUUAUUCAAAGAAAACACUUCAAAAAGCUUGUCUAACCUGACUACUGAAUCUAUACCUUAUAAUAAAAUGAAAGUUGAAAAUCGUACUUCGACGGAGAUACAUACAACGCCGGCUUCGACAACAGUAGAUGUGACCAACGAAAUACGAUCGGUUGUUUUAAGUGAUUCAGACGUAUUAUUCAAAGAAAACACUUCAAAAAGCUUGUCUAACCUGAGUACUGAAUCUAUACCUUAUAAUAAAAUGAAAGUUGAAAAUCGUACUUCGACGGAGAUACAUACAACGCCGGCUGCGACAACAGUAGAUGUGACCAACGAAAUACGAUCGGUUGUUUUAAGUGAUUCAGACGUAUUAUUCAAAGAAAACACUUCAAAAAGCUUGUCUAACCUGAGUACUGAAUCUAUACCUUAUAAUAAAAUGAAAGUUGAAAAUCGUACUUCGACGGAGAUACAUACGACGCCGGCUGCGACAACAGUAGAUGUGAUCAACGAAAUACGACCGAUUAUUUUAGGUGGUUCAGACGUAUUAUUGCCAGGAAACAUUUCAAUAGAGUUGAUCAAAGUGAGUACAGAACCUUUAUCUUAUAAUAAAAUAGAAGUAGAAAAACAUAUUCCUACUGAAACUCCUUUGUUGUUCCAUUCAACAGCAGAUGCAACAGCAGAUGCAAACGAACCUUAUUCUGAUUUAAAUAUCCUAGACUUCCCGAUGAAACCGGAAAGUCGAAAAGGCGGUAUGAGUUUUAGUUCAUCUUUAGUUACUACAGCUUCAACUAACUUUUUCACUUCCAAUACUCUUUCUAAUGAGUUGACUAUGUCCCCACUAUCACUGUCAGAAAAUAAACAUAAAGUUUUGCCUGUUAAUAAUACGAAACCUUUAGAGACAAGCCAGAAUGGUUUAAAAUUAAAAGAGCCCGAAUCCAUUAUAAUAGAAAAAAGAGAUAAAAACGAAACUGAGUGGCUCAGAGACAAUUUAACGUUUAAAAAUGGAGAUAAUAUGACAAAGUUUUUGAUUGAAAACCCAUUAAUUAAAGAAUCGACAGUUAAUUUAACCAAAAUAAAAUCUAUACAAGAUUCUAUGUUGGCAACCCGUAAAGGUGAGACAACAGUUGAUGGAUUAUUAUCCAUAACUACUCCACUAGCUGUUCAACAACAUGUAUCAAAACUUCAUACAGAUGUAUCAAGCGAACCAAAAGCUUACCAAUUGAAGGAGCCCAGACUUCCUCUCUCUUUGAGUUAUUCAGAAAAGAACAAUCCUUCAGAUAAUGCCACCUUUUCAACAAAUUUGGAGAAACCAAUGUAUUUGUUAAAUGUAACCACAAGCUCGGAUGCAUCUGACUUAAAUGGAUCCUUUGAUUUUAUUUCGACAUACCUUCAUAAUGAAGUAAGAAGUAUUGAUGCAGACAAUUUUAAAAUUAAUAAAAACCAAAAUAUUUUUAAAAAUUCAACUGAAAUUUACGAUUCUUCUAAUUUAUUAGAUUGGUCUGAUACGACAACUGAAAUUAUGAAAAAAAUUACAAUUAUGGGCAAAAAUUUUUCCGAAACAGGUUCAUCAAGGAAUUCUAUAAAUAUAUACAAUGUUAGCUUUCCAGAUAUAAAUAUUAAAGAUUCUUCUUCCUUUCCCUUAAAACAUUCGAAUGACUUUAAAUCCAGCUCUAUAAAUUUAGAUAUGACAACAGAAUAUAGAUUAACGUCUAAAAGCAAUGAGAACCAAAAUGUUACUCAAUAUGAAAAAGAGGCCAUUUUAACCAUAGAUUCUUUAACUCCUAUUAAUUCAAACGUUUCUACCUUGGAUAAAGUUUUAACGGAUACAACUAAGACGAGUACAUUCGAUAACAUAUUUAAGGUUGCAAAUUUUACUAAGUCGAUUACAGAAACCAAACGAGUAGUAAAAGUACCAAUUUCUAUUAAUGAUAAAAUUUUUGAAGAACAGAAUAUAAUUGAGAAAAACAGAAACAAAACAACAGUAACAGAGGGCAAAAACCCGGAGAGUUAUUAUGUAGAAGAAAAACUUUUUCCUGUAGAAAUUAUGUCGGGUUGGGAGAAUAACGGCACUGAAAAAAAUAUAUUUACGUCAGUUACUGGUAAUUACCAAAGUCCUUUUAAAAGUUAUUUUACGAACGUCACCAAUUCUGCUCAGCGUUUUUUUACAGAAGAAAUAUCUAUAGCUACAAUAGUUAAUGACUAUAGUGUAAGAGAGAAAUUUCAUGAAAAUGAAUAUAAUACAAAACAAUCCGCAAAUGGGCAACUACUAACCCAGGUAGAGGGUGUUAAUGUUGAAUAUUCAAACAAAACUGUCAAUCUAUCACUGAACUCAAACACUACUAAAGCAGUCAAAGAAAAAGAUUAUCUGUAUAACUUACCUGAUUCCCCAACCACUAACAGUAAUAAUAAAAUGAUUGAUCCUAAUCAAAAAAAUAAACUGGAUAGCUUUAAUAAUGUUAAAUAUGAUACAAUGCAAAAUAAAUCAAUACUCGCCGAUGUUAUUGAUCGCAACGAAAUAAUUAAUCAAUCGAAUUCAUCUAAUACUAACAAUUCGUCAGAUUUUUAUUUUAAAUCCUCGUCAAAAAUACAAACAUCUUUGCCAGAGAUAAAUGAAACAUAUAAGUUAGAACGUAAUAAUGAGUCAACUGACCACCAAGCCUUAAAUGCCAGCUGUUAUGAUAAUUUAAAAAAUACUGGUAACGCAAAUACCAAUGACAAUAAAUUAUUACUUUCAUCUGUGUCUAAAACAAGUUUAAGCAAAGAUGUGACAGAUGCACUAUCUCCAUCGAUCGAUGAAUCAUUAUCUGGAAAAACAUUUGUAGAAACUCAAACUACUGGAACAUCACUUCCCUAUUCCGAAUCUACGUUAAAUUAUUUGGAUAUCGAAAAAUUUCCUGCAGAUUCAAUAAAUUUAGGUUUAGACGUUAACUCAACAAGAACAUCAACAACAAAGGAUAAACUAAUACACAGUGAUUUAACCGAUUCUUUGGCAACGACCAAUUUUUACUACAGAGCCACCACCAAGCCCACAAUUAAUAAAGUUACUAAAAUUAUUAAUGAAAAUAAAACAAAUAUUAUCUCUAAAUCAACUGUUAGAACAGAACAACCUAAUGAUUAUACUGGCGUAAUAAAAAUUGUACCCGAAUUUGUAUGUGUCCAACGUGGAAAGUACUCUGAUCGCUUUAAUUGUAGUAAAUUUUAUUUAUGCAUUGGACUACCUAAGCCACUAAUACGUGUUUGCCCUCCUAAUACUGUAUUCAGUGAAUUUUUAAAACAAUGUACUAAAAAUGUUGCACAUUGCAUAAGAAAUAAUCAGUUUAAAUGUACGACCAGCGGUAGAUUUAAUAAUAUAUUAUCGAACAACAGUUACUUUAUUUGUGUUAAGAAAAAUAAUGGGUUCAUAAGAUUUACAUUACAAUGUCAAAAAGGCUACUAUUUAGAUAAAAGAAAUACAAAAUGUACUCAAGAAUCACUUAGCAUGUCUAAAUCAGGAGAAAAUAAUUCGAAGAAUACAAAAGAAGUAUCUGUUGAAAAGUCCAAGGAAGGAUUUGCUAAGAAAGAUUAUUUCGAAUGUGAAAGAGAAGGUAAAUUUGAAGAUCCAGAGAACUGUAGAAAAUAUUACGUAUGUAAGAAAGCUAGAAACUCAACAUUUAGGCGUAAGAUAAAAGCAUGUGACUCCGAUGAAGUGUUUCAUAAGAAGAAAGGGAAAUGUGUAGAUGAAGAAAGCUAUGAAUGUAACAUUUAAUGUGAUAUAAGAUUUAAUAAUUAAUUUUACUUGAUUAAAGUAAUGUAAAACUAAGUAACAUAUACUGUUUAAUAAUAUUUAAAAAAACAACACUGAUAAUUACUGGUACAAAUAUAGAACUAUAAGUA
Molecule: messenger RNA, 7237 nt
Organism: Danaus plexippus (monarch butterfly)
Lineage: Eukaryota; Metazoa; Arthropoda; Insecta; Lepidoptera; Nymphalidae
Product: mucin-3B-like
Exons: 2
Coding region: 390-7109 (2239 amino acids)
Cellular component (GO): extracellular region
Molecular function (GO): chitin binding
Source: RefSeq, a predicted model, not a curated record